UUCUACAGUGUCCGUUCAUUGAACCCUCACACAAGUACUCUCUCGUGUACAUAAAUCUCAUCGUCAUCAUUCCCAAGCACGCUGUUUUCUUCCCUUUCGAAAGAACGAGCUUUUAACUGAUCUUGAACCAUGAGCGACGCUUCAUCAUCUGUUCCUUCCUCUCCAUUACAGUCAACUCCACCCUCGUCGAUCCCAUCGCCGUCUCUUUCGACAUUAAGCCUAGAUACGAAGGAGGUUUCAGAAGUAGACAAGGAAGAGGCAUCGAAAUUGAAGGCGCAGGCUAAUAAGGCAUUUAUUGAUCAUGAUUUCCCGCGUGCGGCUCACCUAUACUCGGAGGCUAUCGAGAAGAACCCGAUGGAUGCGACACUAUUUUGUAACAGAGCAUACACACGGUUGAAAAUAGAAGAACAUGGCUACGCUCUUCAAGACGCCAGCAGGGCGAUUGCGCUCAACCCCAAGUAUGCCAAAGCUUAUUAUAGACGAGCGAUGUGCCACAUACAAACUCUUAAGCCUCAGCUGGCCGUGGCAGACUUGAAGAAAGUAAUGGCGCUUGAUCCCCACAAUAACCAAGUCAAGCUGCAAUUAGAGUCAACGCAGAAGCUUCUACGAAAGAUUGAAUUUGAAAAGGCCAUCGAAGUAGGCGAAGAGCAGUCAGCCGUAGAGAGAUGUCUUGAAAUCAUUGCAGACGGUGGUUGCGAUCUUGACAACAAAUACGAUGGGCCUAAGCUGGAGACGGCUGACGAUGGGAAAUACACGAUAACUCUGGAAUUCAUUCAGGCUAUGAUCCAGUGGUUCAAGGACGGCAAGUCCCUUCCACGUCGAUAUGUAUGGGAGAUUGUCCUGGGAGCACACUCCCACUUUAUCAAAGAACAAAGCCUAGUAGAAUUGCCUCUCGAGGAGAGAAUGACUUGCGAUGUCAUUGGUGAUGUGCAUGGCCAAUUUUAUGAUAUGCUAUACUUGUAUUCUUUGACCGGGCCACCAUCUGAGAAGCAUUGCUUGCUCAUGAAUGGCGAUCUUGUCGAUCGAGGCUCAUGGUCGAUUGAGGUCAUCCUCACAGCCUUAGCCUACAAAUGGCUAUAUCCAAAAAAUAUGUUUAUAAAUCGUGGCAAUCAUGAGACGAAAGAAAUGAAUCGAACAUAUGGGUUCGAGGGCGAGGCAAAGCAUAAACAUGGUGAUCAGACCUACAAGCUCUUCGCGCACUUAUUCACAACGAUGCCUCUGGCGACGUUGAUUUCUGCAACAAGACCACCGGAAAAGAGCCAAGGUUCUAUCUUGUCUCCAGAGGGACUCAAGCGAUACUUUGUCGUGCAUGGUGGUCUUUUUAGCAAGGAUGGUGUUACGUUGGACGAGAUUCGUAAAAUAGAGAGGAUUGGGCGUCAGCCAGGGACAGAGGGAUUGAUGUGCGAGCUUCUAUGGACCGAUCCACAAGAAACGCCUGGUAGAGGGCCGAGCAAACGGGGUGUUGGAAUUGCUUUUGGCCCAGACGUGACACGCAGAUGGUGUGAGUUGAAUGGUGUUACCGGCAUUUUGCGUAGUCAUGAAGUUCGUCAAGAUGGUUAUGCUAUUGAACACAACGGCCUAUGCACCACUGUAUUCUCUGCACCGAAUUAUGUGGAUCAGGCCGGUAACAAAGGGGCAUUCAUUCGCAUCGACUCCGCGGGCACACAGGAAUACUUCCAAUUUGAAGCCCAACCCCACCCAGCAAUGAAGCCGAUGGCCUAUGCAUCAAGCGGCUUGUCCGGUCUGAUGAUGUAGACGACCUGUUCGUCUAUAUCUCAGUCGGAAUCAGAGUGACUGACGAUUUAUCGUAUAAUAUGAUCAGGUAUUGGGAGGCCGUUCUGUGCUCUGACGGUAUACGAGGCAAAUUUCAUUGUUGUAGUCUUGAUGGUGCCCAUUAGUCGAUGCCAAUAUUGAGUAGCGCGCUGCCCU
Messenger RNA from Heterobasidion irregulare TC 32-1, 1929 nucleotides. RefSeq lists its product as uncharacterized. Gene Ontology annotation, molecular function: protein serine/threonine phosphatase activity; protein binding. The record is from RefSeq and is a predicted model, not a curated record. The transcript is spliced from 17 exons. Gene Ontology annotation, cellular component: nucleus; cytosol. Lineage: Eukaryota; Fungi; Basidiomycota; Agaricomycetes; Russulales; Bondarzewiaceae. The coding region runs from base 130 to 1755 and encodes 541 amino acids.